GAUUACGGACGUUGUUGACACAAUUGCGCCCUCUGUAAUGGCGGUUGCGGGUGCUGGUGGAGGUGGUUGUGAAGCUUCCGGAGGCACGGAAGUAAUUAUUUUGAUCUCGGACUCCGGAUCCGAUGAAGACCGGCUGGAACGCGAUAAAUCUGAGAAUGGCCACGACCGAGACUCACCUUCACUGUUGCAGAAUGGACAUAAACUGCCAAUUGUACCUGUCAUAAAGCCGGAGCUCCCGCAGGCAGACAAGCUUUAUAAUCGGACCCAUUACAAGGUAUCUCCAAUGCUGCAGGAGAUGACGGAGAAGGCCAACUGCGCCCUCACCAAGUUCCUGGAGCUGUGCACGCCGCUGAUGAGCAGGGACGACCGGGGCGUCAUCCUGAAGCGGGUGGACGUGCUGGUGCAGCAGACCAACCUGCACUACCUCGCCUCGGAACAGUUCCGAGGCCUGGUGGCCGACCUCACGCGCAAAGUGGGCGCCGACGGCGCCAACGUGUACGUGCACCUCAAGACCCUGACGGACGAACUGCGCGCCUAUCGCGAGAAGCGGCCGAAGCCCAAGGGGACAACCGCGCCGUCGGCUUCCACCUCCGGGGACGCCGCAGCCGAUCGUUCUGGGGGUGCGGCCGCCAACGAGACGACCACGGACAAUGGCGGAACGACGUCGGCCAACGGGGAGGAGGUGGCUGAAGACAGCGGCACCGCUGCAUCGAACGAGGGGGACGUAAAGGACCUUAAACGACAGAAGCAGAUUCGGCAGCUGGAGAAGCACCUUCGCAAGCUGCACAGGGCCAUCAAGAAGCUCCGCAAGAAGGAGGUGGACUGGGACUCGGAGGACGACAUCAACUCACCCUACAUCAUGGAGGACCGCUACAAGAAGAAGUUUGUAAAAGUCUGGUGGAAGCUGUGCGAGCUGCAGGGGAGGCGACCCCUGACCGGCCGAGAGGACGAGAAGAAGUUCCGCUACUCCGGUUCCCGGUAUCCGGAAAUAAACGAGGGAGUGUGUAGGAUGAUCAACAGUAAGAAGAUCUUCCCAGACUUCACGGACAUCCUGGGCCUCAUCAAGUCCCACAACGAACUGUCGAGCCUCGGACUACAGGGUCCCCAGAUGGAGCAGAUAGCGAAGGAAGUGUUCACGGAUGUGGGGCAGGAGCUCCAGGCCCGGCGCAAGCGGGAGGAGCUGCGGCUUGCCCUGCUCUACCUGGAGGACGAGGAGGAGGUGCCCAAGGACCCCGCGGAGGCAGACCCCGAGCUCAGGGCUAGGCUGGACGAGAAUGGCAAACUCUUCAGCUCCAGGAUGGACGAGGUGGUACAGUCGUUUGUAAACAGGCAGUUGGAGCAGAAGCUGGAGCCAAGGGAGGUGCAGGAAGAGGAUUGCGACCAGUCGCCGCCACCCAGCCCCAAGAACGAGGCCACCGAAGACGAGGACGAAGAAGAAGAAGAGGAGGAGGAGGAUGAAGACCUGGUCAACUUCCAAGACCUGAGUGGAGAUGAGAACUCGCCCGAAGAAGACGAAGAAAAGGAUGAGAAAGCAGAGGAUCCCGACGCUUUGAUUGGAAAAGCCGACGACAAAGCCGUGCCUCCGCCAACGCAGCCGUGUGCGGGCGUUGUGGCUUCGUGCCCCGAGGAAGCCAAGCCCAAGGUCGAGGCCGAAGUGAUCGUCAUAGUCUCGGACGACGAAGCCUUGCCUCCGGCAAAGAGGGCCAGGACGUGAUGGUGAGCGUGCCGCGGGUUUCGCGGCUCCCACCGGCAGCUUCCAUUGCAGAUUGACACGACAAACGUGCACUUUGGUGGAAGUGGUGACUGUUUAUGACGAGGUGUAACAUUUUGUGAGUCUUUGUCUUUGUUUCUUUUUUAAAUCGAGGAAUCCUAUUAAAAUAAAAUCGAAGGAACGUGCUCCCUUUUCCUAGAUGAAUAGGGAGCGGAGAGAUUUACGUUGUGCACGGGCUACGUUUACACGCGUACAGCAUUUGGGCAGGUGGAAAAAAAGGGAGGAGUGACGAGACAACCGGGAAUUUUCAUUUAAUUUAUUGACUGCUGACCAGGCCUGUUUCGUGACAGAAAUUUCACUAAGUACAAUUUUCCUCUUCUAAUUGGCAUCUAAGAAGAAAAGUAUUCUUUCAUUAGUUGGUACUCUACCUUAUUUAUUUGUUUUAAAUUGGCUUUAAGUCUGCAGUAAUAAUGCAGGAGUGAAGAAAAGUAACUUUAUUUUUUAAUCUUUUUCCUCACCACUUUAACUCAAGAUCUGGGUUUGUGUGGUUGGCCGAGGCCCAACUUGAUUGGAGGCUGUCGCUUUCGUGCGAGUGUAGCCGGUGUUCUAGAAAAUGGUUCUUACAGUGUCCCUGGUUCCCUUGGAACUGGGCAUCUCGAAGAAGCGUUUGUGAAUUGUGAGUCAUCCAUUGUUUGUGUAGUCAACUGUUACGACAUUCAGCUCCCUGAAGGCCCCUUCAUUGUCAUUCAUUGAUUCAUUCAUUUGAAAGGUGCCUUUGUUCAACUUUGCCACAAACAUUUUUGAGAAUAUUUGUUUUAGCAGCAAAACUUUGCCUUUAGCGGUAAUUUUUUUCUUCACAAUUAUUAUUAUCUUUUCACUUUAAGACUUUCUUAAAAUGUAAUGUCGGUGGCUUGGUACAUGAAAAUAAAUGCAGAAGUCAAAGUACCGUAUUUUCCAGUGCAUAAGUUAAGUUUUCAUUUUUUUGUAAAUUUUCGGUGGUGCGUUUUAUGAUAUGUUGUGACUUAAAUGGAUUCUUCUUUAAGGAUGAACCUUAAAGGCCCGUUCCCACACUUGCAUUUUCUUAGGACCAUGCUCUUUGGGAUUUCUUACGACGAGAGAACAGACUGGCCUGCCAUCUGUGAGGCGAUAAGGAACUGAAUUUCACUAGAGCGAAUGUUUUGCAGUAUUUGUGAGGUCAAAUAUACAUACUACAGUUGCGUCUCGUUUAAAUGGAUCGGGCUAUUAUGGACACCCCGCUAUAUGGACACCAUUUUCGGGGACGAACUAGGAAAAUACUUGCAUUUUCAUCUCCUUCUUAUGGACAACUCACAUUAUGAGCAAUCUUUUGGGGGAUUGAAGUUGUCCAUAUUAACGAGACAUCACUGUAUCAAUAAGAAAAGGUUGUUUAUAGCACUGUCAAAAGCUUUUGAGCCAAGAAAGAAAGAAUGAUGAAAUAGGAAAUGUAUGGAAACUGCCACGGCUACGCAAUAGAUGGCGCCAGAGUGGUCUUUCGUCAUAAGAGGUCUCGAGGCUCACGGCCAUAAGCCGUCGCAAGUGGGUGAACCGAGCAGAUUUUUCGCGAGUGUUGUAUUUCUCGUUCGAUCAAUUGACGAGGGUGUUGAAACUGGCUCCCGCUUGUGCAUGUAUAGCAAGCACAAUACACAUGCCAAAAUAUCCAGAGAGAUGCCCCGCCCAUGGAAGAUAACCUGCCCCUUGUUUUUGCCUCGAUUCGCUAUUUUCUUUUAAACACUGAAAGAUAGCCCACUGCUAGUAAUAGUGCUCGGAUCAAUGAUGACAUCUUCGCUUCGUUGUCCCUUGCCACAAUAACAAUUUCGGCAGAAAAACAUGACCUAAAGAGAAAAAAAAAGCUUUUCUUCGACUUUUCUUUAUUAAACGUCGAAAGUUAGCCCACUCCUUAUUUUCACCUGACUUGCUCUCGGUUUUAGGUGGGUAAUCUCUCAAAAUAUUACGGUGUACAGACUUGUAUGUGCAGUUUCACCAUGCCUAUCAAACCAAUAUACAAGUGUGAAUUAUAAAGACUUAUGCACCAACGUUUUUUGAAGACACCCGUUUACAGGAGGGGUGUGUGACUUAUAUAUCGGGAAAUAUGGUGUGCUUCUGGUUUUGGUGCCUCAGUGAUUACACCUUUUGCUUCUGUUUUUUCCUUUUUAUCUUUGUUACUGUGAGGGCACAGUUCUAAGAUUCUUCAUUGUUUUGCUGAUUACCCACCUCAGCUGCAAUGAAGGCUUUUGUCUCUGUGAGACACUAGUUUUUUUUUUUUUUUUUGUGUGUGUACUUUUUGAGAUUUUGAGUAUGGGUGUUUCAUUACGGUGGUUUGACACACUGUGAGGCUCGCAGUAAUUUAGUUUGGGAACAAAUUAAAGUAAUGAAAUAGAAUUCAGUUUGUUACUGAAAAAGAAAAGGACUCCAAUUUGUUUUUAGCUUUUUGCAACAUUAUUUAUAUAAAAAUUGUUUUAGGAUGAUUAUCGCCCUUUUGCGGGAACUCUUGUCUAGGCUUUGCUGCCUGGUAUGAUGUCAAGGGGCAUUCCUCAUAUUAAAGAGAACGAGAAAGGAAGUCCAAUGAUAUUGUAAACCAUGCUUUUGGAGUCUGCUGCAUAAAUGACAUUGGUAGUUCGUUUUCAUCUUUGUGGUAUUGCUCCAAUUUCAUUGCCUCGAUUGUCUUCACAUGGCCGCCGCAUAGUUUUCUUUCUUAGGCCGAAAAGAUCAAACUAAAACUAAAGCACCCACAGGGUACAUCAGGACGUCGUCAUGCGUUUCUGAGAUAUACGAUUCUCAAGUGUGGGGUUGCUGACACUCUGCCGCUCUCUACGCAAAAAGCAGAAAAGGUAGAGAUCUGGGCGGUCGGAAGGAUGGAAUGGCAGGAUGUCACAUGGAUUGUUUCUCUCCUCAGGCUUCCUGCAACUGCAGCUUGUUUCUUUCAUGUGCAAGCAAAGCUACGGGAACAAGUAUGUUGCUCUGAAGAACGCUUGCACUGCACAAGCCCUUAUGGGUUGGUCGCUUGGCAGGGAUGCUGAAAGCCCGGUGCUCGCUCUUUUAGCUCUCGCUACACUACCGCUUCAUGUGACACAGAGUUUACACUGUACUGCGACCGUGCGUAAGCCUAUAAGUUUAUUUUUCAUUUGUUGCUCCUUCCCGAGAUACCCAGAAAAAUGUUCCAUCCCAGCAUCAAUAAAACAUCUCUCACUCACUCCA
Ixodes scapularis (black-legged tick) is the source of this 4924-nucleotide messenger RNA. Its product is annotated as death domain-associated protein 6. The record is from RefSeq and is a predicted model, not a curated record. Gene Ontology annotation, molecular function: histone binding. The transcript is spliced from 10 exons. Bases 38 to 1714 code for a protein of 558 amino acids. NCBI's taxonomy places the organism in Eukaryota, Metazoa, Arthropoda, Arachnida, Ixodida, Ixodidae.